This is a messenger RNA of Pomacea canaliculata, 1606 nucleotides long. RefSeq names its product beta-lactamase domain-containing protein 2-like. The transcript is spliced from 8 exons. NCBI's taxonomy places the organism in Eukaryota, Metazoa, Mollusca, Gastropoda, Architaenioglossa, Ampullariidae. Bases 100 to 1530 code for a protein of 476 amino acids. The record is from RefSeq and is a predicted model, not a curated record.
CUAGCGCUAAGAUGGCUGCCAUGGUGCAACCGUACGAGUCACGAUAUCUGAUAGGCAUUCGUUAAUUGCUUGACACGUACCAUUAGCCUCGAAGGAUUCAUGGGAAUCCUUGAGGAAAGCACGCAGAUUAUAAGGCUGCAGCGAGCUAUACCCACUCGUCCCGCUACUGCGCCGUGCGACUGCAGUGUUUGUGAGCGGUGUGUACACAGCCUCGUUCUCGCCGCUAGCAUUCUUCUCGCGAAGCCGGUGCCGGUCAUGGCUGCUGUGUCGCGGUCGAUGGUGGUGUUGGCAGUGAUCGUUUGUAUUUUCGCAUGGCGCUGGGUGAUGAUGCGGGUCAACCAUUUACCACCCGUGACGGAAGGUUAUUUUCACCCUGCAUACCGACCGGUGGCGGAGCUGUUCAGGAAGUUCGUAGAAGAUGGUGUGGAACUGGGUGGUUCCUUCUCUGUCUACCAGCAUGGCACGCCUCUGAUAGACCUGUGGGGUGGCUACGCUGACGCCGAAAGUCAUCGGCCCUGGAGGGAGGACACACUGACGAUGAUAUGGUCGUCCACCAAGGGGGCCACGGCGCUAGCAGUCGCCAAACUCGUGGACAAAGGUCUGUUAGACUACAAGAAGGAGGUUUAUAAGUAUUGGCCGGAGUUUGCACAGAACGGCAAGUCCAGCAUCACUGUGGAGAUGCUGCUCAGUCACCAGAGUGGGAUGAACAGCUUGGGGAACCAGACCAUUUCUCUGCAUGACUACAUGAAUAACUGGACCAAAGUGGAGAAUAUAAUGGCUACAGCCCCGCCCGACUUCAGUCCAGGUACCCGCCUGUGCUACCAGUCCUUCACCUUCAGCAUGUACAUCGACGCUCUCAUUCGUCGGGUCGACCCUCAGCACAGAAACCUCUCUCAGUUUUUUCACGAGGAAAUCGCCCUACCCUACGGUAUCGACAUCUUCAUUGGACUGCCACAACCCUACUUCCACCGGGCGGCGCGUCAGAAGUUUCCUCCACAGUGGAAAUUGAUCACGUGGCUCUUCGACACUGUCCAUCGCCCAUUGCUAUUUGCGUUGCUAAACAAAGACUCUGUGGAAUAUCGAUCUGCACAUUCUGUCGAUAUCAUGGGAAAGUUCGAGGUUCUAAAUGACCCGCACAACGCUCAAGUGGGUUUGGGCUCCGCUAUUGGCUUCGGCACGGCACGUGCGCUCGCCCAGCUUUACGACUACAUUGCCAGCGGGGGCAGCGUGGGGAACCGAAUCCUCCUGCCCGCUGACAUCGUCAAAGAACUGAUGAAGUCGCGGACAGAUUCACUGCCCUCGAGACUAAAGUUCACAGUGGGCCUGAUGACAACAAAGAAUGUGGCUGAUGUCGACGUGUUUGGACACUCUGGGUUUGGAGGUCAGCAGGCUUGGGCGGACCCAGUAAAUAAACUGGGAAUCGGUUAUGUCACCAACCACCACUCUAUAAAGUACGCCUCGCCCAGCGAACACUACCUGGAGCUCUUGAAACUCUUCUAUGACUGUUAUAAGCAAGCGCACGCUAGCUAAUCAAAGACUGUAAACUUGGUUUCAACUUCAAGAUAUUUGUUUUUCAUUUGAAAAAAUAAAAAACAUAAUUUUCAAA